Prunus avium (sweet cherry) is the source of this 3505-nucleotide messenger RNA. RefSeq names its product ARM repeat superfamily protein. Gene Ontology annotation, molecular function: small GTPase binding. Lineage: Eukaryota; Viridiplantae; Streptophyta; Magnoliopsida; Rosales; Rosaceae. The record is from RefSeq and is a predicted model, not a curated record. Gene Ontology annotation, biological process: protein import into nucleus. Gene Ontology annotation, cellular component: cytosol; nuclear envelope.
AACCACCAAAAAAAUGCCCCAAAAAAAUAAACAAAAUUCCUCAUCGAUUGCUUAAGUGGGUGUAGCAAAAAAUUGCUUAGCCGGGAGAGUCAGAGAGAGGGAGAGGUGUAAAGCAAUGGCGCUCUCCGCGUCUGACCUACCAGCCAUGUACUCUCUGCUGACCAACUCAUUGAGUGGUGACGAUAGUGUGCGCAAACCGGCAGAGGCGGCGCUCUCUCAGUCGGAGGCCAGGCCUGGUUUCUGCUCUUGUCUCAUGGAAGUCAUAACUGCCAAGGAUUUGGUACCGCGUGUAGAUGUUCGCUUGAUGGCUUCAGUGUAUUUCAAGAAUAGUGUUAAUCGCUAUUGGAGGCACAGGCGUGAUUCCUCGGGAAUCAGCAACGAGGAGAAAAUACAUCUUAGACAAAAACUUUUAUCACACUUUAGAGAAGAGAACUAUCAGAUAGCGCAAAUGUUGGCUGUGCUCAUUUCCAAAAUUGCUCGUAUAGAUUACCCCAAAGAAUGGCCAGAGCUCUUUUCUGUUUUAGCACAGAAGCUUCAAUCAACAGAUGUUCUUUCUUCCCACAGGAUUUUUUUGACUCUCUUUCGAACUUUGAAGGAAUUGUCCACUAAGCGACUGAUCUCAGACCAAAAGAACUUCGCAGAGAUAUCAUCUCAUUUCUUUGAUUAUAGCUGGCACCUUUGGCAGAGCGAUGUGCAAACAAUAUUGCACGGUUUUUCUACUCUUUCUGAAAGCUACAACUCAAAUACAUUUGAGCAACAUCAGGAUGAGCUUUAUCUAACUUGUGAGCGAUGGCUGUUGUGCUUAAAGAUAAUACGCCAGUUAGUAGUUUCAGGGUUUCCAAGUGAUGCAAAAUGUGUACAGGAGGUCCGGCCAGUGAAGGAGGUCUCGCCCGUGCUCUUGAAUGCCAUUCAGUCAUUUCUUCCAUACUAUUCUUCCUUUCAGAAAGGACAUCCUAAAUUUUGGGACUUCCUAAAGAGGGCAUGUACCAAGCUGAUGAAGGUUUUAAUUGCGAUUCAAGGAAGGCAUCCUUACUCAUUUAGUGAUAAAUGUGUCCUUCCAACUGUAGUCGAUUUCUGUUUAAAGAAGAUAACAGAGCCUGAACCAGAUGUGUUAUCGUUUGAGCAGUUUCUUAUUCAAUGUAUGGUAAUGGUUAAGUGUGUGUUGGAAUGUAAAGAGUACAAGCCAAGUCUCACUGGUCGGGUGAUGGAUGAAAACGUGGUUACACUGGAGCAAAUGAAGAAAAACAUAUCUGGUGCAGUCAGUGGUGUCUUGACUUCUCUUAUGACAAGUGAACGUAUAGUGGUCUUGUGUAACAUAUUAAUAAGAAGGUAUUUUGUUCUAUCAACAAAUGAUUUGGAGGAGUGGUACCAGAGUCCUGAAUCUUUCCAUCAUGAGCAGGAUAUGGUUCAGUGGACAGAAAAAUUAAGGCCAUGUGCUGAAGCUUUAUACAUUGUUCUGUUUGAAAACCACAGCCAGCUCCUAGGUCCUGUUGUGGUUUCCAUCCUUAAAGAGGCAAUGAAUGGUUGCCCAACUUCAGUGACUGAAAUAACCCCAGGGUUGCUUCUUAAAGAUGCUGCUUAUGGUGCUGCUGCAUAUGUUUACUACGAGCUCUCAAAUUAUCUGAGCUUUAAAGAUUGGUUUAAUGGUGCAUUAUCCCUUGAACUCUCAAAUGAUCAUCCAAAUAUGCGUAUCAUCCAUCGGAAAGUUGCACUAAUAUUGGGACAAUGGGUUUCUGAGAUUAAAGAGGACACAAAAAGGCCAGUUUAUUGUGCUUUGAUCAGAUUGCUACAGGACAGGGACCUAUCUGUUAGGUUAGCAGCCUGUAGGUCUCUGUGUUUGCAUAUUGAAGAUGCUAGCUUUUCCGAAAGAGAAUUCAUCGACCUUCUCCCUAUCUGUUGGGAGUCAUGUUUUAAGUUGAUUGAGGAGGUUCAGGAGUUUGACUCAAAGGUUCAGGUUUUGAACUUGAUUUCUAUUCUUAUUGGACACAUGAGUGACGUUAUGCCAUUUGCAAACAAGCUGAUUCUAUUUUUUCAGAAGGUUUGGGAGGAAUCUUCCGGUGAAUGUCUUCUGCAGAUUCAACUUCUUGUUGCUUUGAGAAACUUUGUGGUUGCACUUGGCUACCAGUCGCCAAUUUGCUAUGACAUAUUACUGCCUAUUCUGCAAAAGGGAAUUGAUAUAGAUAGCCCGGAUGAACUCAAUCUUCUAGAGGACAGCAUGCUGUUAUGGGAAGCCACACUUUCUCAUGCUCCUUCGAUGGUGCCUCAACUACUAGCAUACUUCCCUUGUGUAGUAAAAAUCAUGGAAAGAAGUUUCGAUCACUUGCAGGUUGCUGUCAAUAUAACUGAGGAUUACAUUAUCUUAGGCGGAUCUGAAUUUCUAAGCAUGCAUGCUUCAAGUGUUGCUCAAAUUCUAGAUCUGGUUGUUGGAAAUGUCAAUGAUAGAGGACUACUUUCAACUCUUCCUGUCAUUGAUAUUCUAAUACAGUGUUUCCCGUUAGAAGUGCCCCAAUUGAUCAGCAGUACAUUACAAAAAUUAAUUGUUAUAUGUUUGAGUGGAGGCGACGACCAAGAUCCUUCUAAGACAGCUGUUAAAGCAUCUUCAGCUGCCAUCCUGGCAAGAAUUUUGGUCAUGAAUACCAAUUACCUAGCCCACUUGACAUCAGAACCAUCACUUUUGUUGCUCCUUCAGAGUUCGGGUAUCCCAACUGAGGAAAAUGUACUUCUUUGUCUUGUUGACAUAUGGCUUGACAAGGCAGACAAUGUAUCUUCCAUCCAAAGGAAGACAUAUGGCUUAGCUCUUUCUAUAAUUCUGACAUUAAGACUUCCUCAAGUCCUCAACAAACUUGAUCAGAUCCUGAGUGUGUGUACAACUGUAAUUUUGGGUGGCAAUGAUGACUUAACAGAGGAGUCAAGUGGUGAUAAUAUAACCUCCAGCGGAUCCCUUAGUAAGGGCACCAUUCCGAGUAAAGAAUUCAGAAGAAGACAGCUCAAGUUUGCAGACCCUAUCAACCAAAUGUCUCUAGACGCUUCUGUGAGGGAAAAUCUUCAAACAUGUGCUACCCUUCAUGGAGAAUCUUUUAAUAAGGCCAUUGGAUGCAUGCAUCCCUCAGCAUUUUCACAAUUAAAGCAGGCAUUAAAGAUGGCGUAGCUGGCUUUCAUACCUUUUAUGUUUCUAAUUGAUUGGUGGUUUCCUGUUCAAGCCCUUCAUAUUUUCCUUGUUCUCCAAUGUGAAAACAAUAUGAGGUGAAUGAAGUUUGAAGCUUCCGGAUUGCUGGUCCCUAUAUUCAUUGGUUUUAAAGUUUUUUGGGCUGGAUUUUGAUGUCCGAUUGUAUCUUGAAUUUCAUUUCCAUAUGCUCUCUUAGGCAACAAGAGAAUGUAUAUAGCUUGUCAAUCUUUUGUCCUUGGAUGUGCACAGGGUUUUACGGCAUUGAUUCCAUUGACAUGAAAUUGAAAAUUAUAGAAAUGAGAAAGAAAAAAAAUACACGCAAAAGCGAUUCAUGGACAA